This is a messenger RNA of Cucumis melo (muskmelon), 1830 nucleotides long. Its product is annotated as cyanidin 3-O-galactoside 2''-O-xylosyltransferase FGGT1-like. The record is from RefSeq and is a predicted model, not a curated record. Lineage: Eukaryota; Viridiplantae; Streptophyta; Magnoliopsida; Cucurbitales; Cucurbitaceae. Gene Ontology annotation, molecular function: UDP-glycosyltransferase activity. The transcript has 2 exons. Bases 299 to 1681 code for a protein of 460 amino acids.
CCCACCAACGUUUUGCUAAAUUAGAUGGUAACUACUAUAUAUAUACAUAUCCUUCACAGAUCUCCAUUCCUAACAACCAUUCUUUGAUAUUUUUCUUUUCCUUUCACUUUCUUUCUUUUACUCAAAUUAUGUGUUUUUUUAUGGUUUCUUUAAUGUGUAGUAAGUGAGCCCUUUCUGUGACACACUCUUUGGAGCUAAGAACUCGUUCUACAUCUCUACUAUUCUUUAAGUUCAUUCUCUUGAUUUCAAUCAUUGCAAACAAACUUCAAUUUAUUGCUUCAUCAAGGCUUCAAUAACAAUGGAAGAAGCCCCUUCAGGGCUUCACAUAGCAAUGUACCCUUGGUUUGCUUUAGGCCACUUGAUUGCAUUUCUCCAAAUUGGCAACAAGUUAGCCAAUAAAGGCCACAGGAUCUCCUUCUUCAUUCCGUCAAAAACUCAACCCAAAUUGCAGCCUUUCAAUCACUUUCCAAAUCUCAUUACUUUCGUCCCCAUCACUGUUCCUCAUGUUGAUGGUCUCCCUCUUGGAGCUGAAACUACUGCUGAUGUUUCUCACCCUUCACAGAUCCCUCUCAUCAUGACUUCCAUGGACCGUACAGAACCCGAAAUCGCUUCUCGUCUUCAAGAUAUAAAACCUGAAGUCAUCUUCUAUGAUCUCGCGUAUUGGGUGCCAAAGCUGGCACAUCCAUUGGGGAUUAAAUCAGUUUAUUUUACUGCUGUUUCUGCUGUCACAAUGAGUUAUAUUCAGUGCAAAUUAUGGAAAUUUCCUGGACAUUAUAAUUUAACUCGAGAUGAUCUUUUGCACCCACCUCCUGAUUUCCCAUGUUCAUCAAUCAAGCUUCAUGCUCAUGAGGCUCAAUAUUUGGCAUCCUUUGGCCGAAUGAAAUUUGGUGGUGAUAUCACUUUCUUUGAGCGCAUUUCCAAUGCAUUAUCCCAAUGCAAUGCUAUAGCAUUGAAAUCAUGUAGGGAAAUUGAAGGGCCUUUUAUUGACUAUCUUGAAAGUAUAGUCGAAAGGCCUAUAUUGCUGCCAGGAACUGUGAAUUUAGAACCACUAACCACAAGUUUAGAAGAAAGGUGGGCAAACUGGCUAUCAGAGUUCAAAUCUGGCUCAGUCAUAUAUUGUGCAUUUGGAAGUGAGUGUAUUUUGACCAAAAACCAAUUCCAAGAAUUGUUGUUGGGUCUUGAGCUUUCAAACUUACCAUUUUUCGUUGCACUCAAACCACCUGAUGGCAUCGACACGGUCGAGGCUGCCCUACCGAAAGGUUUCAAGCAGAGAAUCGAGGGGAGAGGGAUAGUAUAUGGAGGAUGGGUUCAACAACAGCAAAUUUUGGAUCACCCAUCAAUUGGAUGCUUUAUUACACAUUGUGGGGCAGAGUCUUUAUCAGAAGCAGUGGUGAAGAAGUGUCAGUUAGUGUUGUUCUCUCGUACUACUGAUCAAUUGUUUCGAGCAAGAUCGAUGAGCAAGUUCUUGAAAGUUGGUGUGGAAAUUGAGAAAGGGGAGGAAGAUGGGGUUUUUAGCAAAGAAAGUGUGUGUAAGGCAGUGAAGACAGUUAUGGAUGAAGAGAAUGAAAGUGGGAAAGAGAUCAGAGCAAAUAAAGAGAAGUUAAGAGAGUUAUUGGUUGACAAAGAUUUGGAAGAGAGUUAUAUCAACAAUUUCAUCCAUAGCCUCCACUCCAUGGUUUGAUUGCUUAAGUAAAAAGGAAGGAAAAGAAAGGAGUGUCUCUUGUUUCUUUCACUUCUACUUAAAACUAUAUCUUUCUAAGUGACUUAGUUGUUUUGUUCUUUAAAUUGUAAUGUUUUCAAUUCAAUUAAUAAAAAACACUCUUUGCAACA